Rosa rugosa (rugosa rose) is the source of this 828-nucleotide messenger RNA. Its product is annotated as reactive Intermediate Deaminase A, chloroplastic. Bases 96 to 653 code for a protein of 185 amino acids. The transcript is spliced from 6 exons. The record is from RefSeq and is a predicted model, not a curated record. NCBI's taxonomy places the organism in Eukaryota, Viridiplantae, Streptophyta, Magnoliopsida, Rosales, Rosaceae. Gene Ontology annotation, cellular component: cytosol. Gene Ontology annotation, molecular function: deaminase activity.
GAGAGUGUGAGUGAGGCGGUGAGCGACAGCAACAGAUACCAGUGACCAAGCAUUUGCAGUGAAAAGCAGUCAUCGCUCAACUGAGACACUCGGAGAUGGCGUGGUCUGCGGCGAGGAGCUUCCACAUGCCGACGAUCGACAUGGGCGCACUGCGCACCGGGGCUCCCUUAGCCGUCGCCGGCGUCGGCUGUGCCUCGGUAGCCGGGUGGCGAUCCUUGGUUUCAUCGAAGCCCUCUUCCCGUUUCGCUUGCUUAGCAAUUUCCACUGACGCUCGAAUCAAGGAGGCUGUGAAAACAGAUAAGGCUCCGGCUGCAUUGGGACCCUAUUCUCAGGCAAUCAAAGCUAACAAUGUCCUCUAUGUGUCUGGUUGUCUUGGUCUGAUUCCGGAGACCGGAAAGUUCAUCUCGGAUGAUGUUGAAGGUCAGACGGAGCAGGUUCUCAAGAAUAUGGGAGAAAUACUGAAAGCAAGUGGUGCUGAUUAUUCGUCUGUGGUUAAAACAACUAUUUUGUUGGCUGACUUGAAAGACUUCAAGGCAGUCAAUGAGAUCUAUGCUAAAUACUUUCCAUCACCAGCUCCAGCACGCUCAACAUUUCAGGUAGCAGCAUUGCCUUUGGAUGCCAAGAUUGAAAUUGAGUGCAUUGCAGCACUGUAGCCUCAUACUAUUCGGCUUGUUAGCAGGAACUUAGAUAAUAAUGUAGGAGGUGGCUUCUUUGAACAUGGCCUUUUACUUGUUUAUUCCGCCCUCCCUUGCACAUUGUUGAUUUUGUAACAUCAUUUCUGUACUUGACAACUAAAAAGCAGGAUAGAUGAUGAUUGCUUUGUCUUAA